Arctia plantaginis is the source of this 3072-nucleotide messenger RNA. NCBI's taxonomy places the organism in Eukaryota, Metazoa, Arthropoda, Insecta, Lepidoptera, Erebidae. The record is from the annotation of a GenBank genome assembly.
AUGGGACCCCAGUUUGACUAUUGUCUACGAGCCACUAAUAACCCAUCAUAUUUCGCGUUGCCGAACAAAGAUGUAACAGACAGCGUGGAAUCCCAAGCUACAUCUGAGCCAUGUUCUCGGUCAGCGCCGGGUCGUGUCUGGCCAGACGCCGGACGGCCAUUCAGCUCACCGAGACGAAGGGAACCAGAAAGUCCCAGAAGAAAAGAGUUCAGAGCUCUGUUGAGGUCUUUAUCUGCAAGGGAGCCAGAACAAGCGGAAGGAUUUCUAAAAGGGCAUCCAAGACCUGGAGAUUGUGCUCCUGGUGACAUGAGACAUACGUUUACUGCUCCGCGCAUCAAAAAAGGUAAAAUAAGUGCGACAGUGGUCACAUCAGAUGGUCCACAGGAGCGUGAAGAGGUUUUUUACACAAUUCCUCUUCAAGGUAGAAGAAGGCAUUCAGUUGGUGGAUACUUGGCGACUGGUGCCGCAGGGGCGGGUGAAGUUACGUCAGUUCCUAGCGAAGUACCGCGCAUGCCUCCGCCGAGAUUCAACCAAAAAGAAGAAGAUACCAUCAAGAGAAGAAGGCCGAAGAACUUUUCUUUUAAAGAAAUGGAAGACAUUGCGAUUCUGUGGAGCUCCGGAUCCCCGGAGAGUGCGCUGUGGUCUGACUACUUGGUCGCUAGCUUUGAUAAGAUUAUGUCCCAGAGAGCCAGACAUCACUAUAGAGUAACUCCAAUAAUUGCAGAAGAACUUUUAGCCUCAGACUCACAAGAAAAACUAGAUAAAUUGGCUAAGGCACAGUUACAAAUAGUCAUUGUAUGCCCAAUGCUUGCCGCAAAGAUGGCGGAUUUAAAAAAAGACUUGAACGGUGAGACUCUGUUCAAAGUUGACAAAGUUUUGGUCAUGUUGCUUGGUGUGGAGAAGAAUCAACUCAUUUCAAGUAACUGUAAAGACUACCCUACAAUAGACCAGUGGCAGAUGAUGUGUGUGCGAGAGAAGGACACUUCCUUCGUAGAUACUUUUCUUACAGCUGCCGUCGGGAUACUUCGAACAAAAGAUUGUAAAGACACAGCUACCGACAGAACUAGCUUCUCUAUAGUUCCUAAGAAAGUAAAAAUCGGACAGAGUCGGGUAAUAGCGCUCCUUAAUGACCCCAUUAGAGACGAGGACAGCAUAAAAAUUAUGGUGGACAAGAAAGGCGAGGUCAUUAAUAUAAACAGUUUCAAAAAAAGGAAUCCUUACACUCUUCAGUUUGAUAUUCCCGAAUCCUGUCUGGAAGUUUCAAUGCUUGUUUGGGUACGCGUCAGCAAGAACGGUCAGUCACUGGGCCGAAGGCAAAUCAAAUGUGAAAGUCGACUACGCGAACUGGAUCAGUUACUUAGAGCUUCAGAUCAUCCUCUAGAAUUCAUGUGCCAGACUUUGGGUUUCAAAACAACCAGCAAGGAACAACUCGAUAGUUGGAUGCUAAACGCCUUUCAGAAGAAUAUACCGCCACAUUUCAACCUUCUUGCUUCAACAGAACAGUUUAAUCCUAAAUCAGAUAAUUUGACUAGUGGAGAGGAAUAUCCAACUUUACUACACUGGGCAGCAAGAUUUGGUUUGGAGAGAUUAUGUUGGCAGCUCUUAGAGUGUCCUGGAGGUGGUGCAGCUGUUGCUCUACGCAACGUCCGACAAAGAACACCCGCAGACCUUGCUAGAGACCACAAACAUUAUGCUCUUGCAGAUGUACUUGCCGACCAUCUUAAAAUAAACGAGUUCUCUAACAUGUAUUAUUAUCUUAAAAAUAUGUCUGACAAUGAUAAAGACGAAAGCCAAGACGAAGGGAAACGUAACGAACUACGGAUUGAAGAAACUUGUGAUACUGUUGAUUCACCGACGCAAGAUCACAAAGAUGUGACUGAAUCUAUUGACCCAUUCAGCGAGGCCUGCACUCAGAAUUUAGAGAAAAAUAUCGAUACGUUAGAAAGAAAACAACGACCAAGUUUGAAAUUGCCAAAAAUUAAAGAACAGUUCUACCAGAACGAAUUCCCGCAUCAUGACAAUACUGUAGAUAGAAUUCAACAAGCAUUGGAACACGAUUAUUUAGUUCAACCUUCGAAUAUUAAAGUAGAAAGCCCUCAGUUUAGACCAAGCAAUUUAUACGCUAAUAGUUCACGACUCAUACCGCAACAGUCGGAUAUUUUCUUGUAUUCGCCCACCGAAGAAUCAAGGACUUUUACCAUUGACACUCCUACUAGUGAUAUAAGCCAAAUAAACUUAAAUACCAAAGAUAUUCGAAGUAGUGGUAGUGUUAAAUCUGGCAAAGAGAUUUGUCCUUUAACAGGGCAAGAGGAAUUAGCUGAAAUAAUUACAGACUUUAAGAAUAAUGUAUUUACAAUAUCUGAAGUUGAAAAAUUAGUCAUGGAAUGGAAAAACCGGAAUGAGACGCAACAAUCACUAAAAGAGAAACAAGAACAACUAAACAAAAUGAGAGAAGAAUAUGAUAGAAUACAGCAAAAAAUUAAGGACAAUAUGAAAAGACCGACACCGUUCGAGAGAGUAAAGAAAAUGUUCUCAAAAAGCAAAAAUAAACAUCACCACAAUGACAACAAUAGCGGCACAAUUGAAAAACGUAACGGGAACACUAGACCUAACAGUAGCCUAAGUGAAAGUUCAUCUUCAUCUGGCCGUCUCAGCACAGUCAGUGGAGGGAGUGUAGCUGAAACUAACAGCGUUCAAUCUGAAAAUGAUGAGAAAGCGAGGUCUAUUAUAUCAUCCAGCACAUUAACAAUGCAUUCAGCAUGUGAUGGUGAAAAUCGAAUGGACGAUUACUUGAUACCGCCUCCUCCUCGACCCCUCAAUGGUACAUGCCCCCAAUUCACUACUUUCGGACACCCUAAAAACGACCAUAGUAGUAGAAAUCAACACAUGGCAACUAUCGUGGAGCGUGAAACGUCGGCUUCUCGUGAAACUCUUGAUGGCGAAACAGAGUUACACAAUGGCACACAUUUACGACUAAACUUUGGACCCCGCGACAGAUCUACUGCGACAGGUCGCUGCGAUGACAGGGAUGGUGCUCAUAUGUACAUGAAUAUAUCUGCAACUCAUACGUGA